UUGUGGGCUUGGGCCAUGGGGUUGCAAAUAGGCAAUUAUCCGACGGCGCACAACACGUCGCCAGAGAAACCCACCUCUAAACCACAUCGUGAUGGGACAGAGAAAAAAAAAGUCCACCUCGUCGCUGCAUCGCUCUGUCGGUUCGUCGGGCCUGUCCCCGCCACCGCCGGAGAAAUGCCACCCCGGAGGCGGGAUCGCCGGAGUCAUCGCGACCCCUCGCCGUCUCCCUCCCGCCCAAGCGGGCCACGAGCUUCCCCCUCGAGCCCCCGCCUCCGCCUCGCCUUCAUCGUCCCUCCCCUGCUUCUCCUGGUCCUCACAGUGCUUCACUUCACCGGCCUCCUUUCCCGAUCCCCUCCUUACCCCCAAACGCCGGGGAAGACCCCACUCUCCGUCUAUGAUCGCGGCCUAGUCAAGCGCCAAGUCUCCGCCGGCGAGAUCCUUGCCGAGCACGCUAGGGUUUCGGAGAACCAGUCGCGCCACCAUUUCCCAAACCCCGUCCUGGCCUACGUGACCCCCUGGAAUUCUAAAGGCUAUGAUAUGGCAAAGUUGUUCAGCACGAAGCUUACUCAUGUAUCACCAGUGUGGUAUGACUUGAAGAGUGAUGGGAAUAAGCUAUCUUUGGAAGGACAGCACAAUUAUGAUGCUGGAUGGGUCUCCGAACUUCAAAAUAACGGUUCUUUGGUAGUGCCAAGAGUUGUCUUAGAGGCAUUCCCUGGUGUUGUACUUCUGAAAAAGAAGUCAAGGGACAAAACCAUUGAACUAAUAGUGAGCGAAUGCAGGGAUAAGGGGUAUGAUGGUGUUGUGCUGGAAUCCUGGUCAAGAUGGGCUGCUUAUGGUGUGCUAGAUGAUCCAGAGCUGCGCCAACUGGCACUUCAGUUUGUUAAGCAGCUGGGCGAGGCUUUGCAUUCUAUCAGCUCAAAAUCAAGUACCAGGAACCAUUUGGAACUAAUUUAUGUUAUCCCAGCUCCACGGAUGGAAGGGCCCAACAAUCAAGACUUUGGACCAGAAGAUCUCCUGGAGUUGGCUGAUUCAGUAGAUGGUUUUUCUCUUAUGACAUAUGACUUCUCUGGACCACAAAACCCUGGCCCCAGUGCACCUCUGAAGUGGAUACAAUAUUCUUUGACAACACUUCUUCCAGCCAAGGGUUCUGCUUCUCAAGGCCAUUCUCACAUGAUAUUCCUUGGGAUUAAUUUCUAUGGGAAUGAUUUUCUACUUUCUAAAGGUGGUGGUGGUAGUUCUAUUACUGGAAGAGAUUUCAUUCAUUUACUUGAGAAGUACAAGCCAUCUUUGCAAUGGGAUGACAAAAGUUCAGAGCAUUUUUUUAUAUAUUCGGAUAAAGGUGUGAGGCAUGCUGUAUUUUAUCCAACGCUGUUGUCUCUUUCUGUACGUUUGGAUGAAGCGCAAGAUUGGGGGGCAGGGCUUUCAAUCUGGGAAAUUGGACAAGGUUUGGACUACUUUUUUGAUGUUCUCUAGGAAUAUCUAUUUAUGAAUGUUAUUUUCUGAACAAUGCCAGUUAAACUUAAACAACUUCUGAUGUGAAGUAUUAAAAAGAAAAUCGCGUGUCUCUUUAUUGCA
Triticum aestivum (bread wheat) is the source of this 1575-nucleotide messenger RNA. Its product is annotated as chitinase domain-containing protein 1. NCBI's taxonomy places the organism in Eukaryota, Viridiplantae, Streptophyta, Magnoliopsida, Poales, Poaceae. Gene Ontology annotation, molecular function: oligosaccharide binding; chitin binding. The transcript has 8 exons. Gene Ontology annotation, cellular component: endomembrane system. Gene Ontology annotation, biological process: carbohydrate metabolic process. Bases 16 to 1473 code for a protein of 485 amino acids. The record is from RefSeq and is a predicted model, not a curated record.